GUGAUUUCACCAAUGGUGAACUGACUAUGGGUUGGACAGAUCGAUUGUCCAUUUGUCCCUAAAACUGUAUUCAAAGUUUGUAUCAUCAAUAUCAAGACCUUCUUUGGAUUCAAUCUUCGUCUCAGUCCCAGUCAGCAGCUUCGCCGGGUGCCGACCGUCGUCCAUUACUCCUCUCCUCAGGUUUCAGUGAAAAGUGAAUAAAAAUUGGGCAUUUUCACAUGGGGGAGGGUGAUGCUAAAGGGGCUGACAAGAGAAUAGUUUUUGUGACCGUUGGAACUACUUGUUUCGAUGCUCUAGUUAAAACUGUGGACACUGCUGAAGUUAGGAAAGAGUUGUUCAAGAAAGGCUAUACUGAUAUUAUUGUUCAAAUGGGUCGUGGAACCUAUGUUCCCACAAAGUCUGCUUUAGAUAAUGGAUCCCCGGCACUGGACUAUUUCACUUUCUCAUCGAGCAUAGCCGAAUAUCUGAAAUCAGCAUCUCUUGUUAUUAGCCAUGCAGGUUCAGGAAGCAUAUUUGAGACAUUGCGAUUAGGCAAACCAUUGAUCGUCGUAGUCAAUGAAGAUUUAAUGGACAAUCAUCAAAGCGAGCUAGCAGAAGAACUUGCGGAUAGAAAGCAUUUGUUUUGUGCACGUCCCCAGACGCUAUAUGAAACCAUCGCGAGCAUGGACUUGCAGUGUGUUGUUCCAUAUCAACCCGGUGACACUAAGCCAGUAGCUAAACUCAUUAAUAGGCAUCUUGGUUUUCCUGAGGAAUGAUCUGAUGAUGGUUCAAAGGAUCCGUGAUACGGUCUCACACAAAUUUAAUUUUUGCCGUGUAAGAAAUAUGUUUUAAAAACUACCUUGGUUGGGAAAAAAAAAAAAAACUCAUUUAAAAACUACAUUCUAGGAUUCAAAGGUUUGAUGUGGUUGUUUAACUAAUGUGUGGUAAUUAUUAGGCUAAGAAAAGUCUUUAUCCCUUUUGUCAUCUUCUUUUGGAUAAGAUCAUGAAUUAAUCAAUGUUUUGCGACUA
Ipomoea triloba (trilobed morning glory) is the source of this 1008-nucleotide messenger RNA. RefSeq names its product UDP-N-acetylglucosamine transferase subunit ALG13 homolog. The transcript has 5 exons. Gene Ontology annotation, molecular function: hexosyltransferase activity. NCBI's taxonomy places the organism in Eukaryota, Viridiplantae, Streptophyta, Magnoliopsida, Solanales, Convolvulaceae. The record is from RefSeq and is a predicted model, not a curated record. Gene Ontology annotation, biological process: dolichol-linked oligosaccharide biosynthetic process. Bases 219 to 755 code for a protein of 178 amino acids. Gene Ontology annotation, cellular component: extrinsic component of endoplasmic reticulum membrane; UDP-N-acetylglucosamine transferase complex.